GCCAGCGAUUGGUCUCCACGCUCCACCCUCCUCCAUUUGACCAUUCCACGCGAAUCAAGCGGGGCUGGCACCAAAGUCCCGCGAUCCCCCGCCAUUUUCGUUUCCUGUGAAGUUCGUUCCUCUGGUAACAAUCAAUAAACGGGGAACUGAAAGCGGGCGGUUGUUUGUUCUCCGGGUCUGCUCGAAUAUUUGCAGAACCGGCAUCGUCGAUUGCUAAAUUUGAGCGAGAGCAGCUGAAUGAGAAACGACUUUCAUGUUCCUUAUUCGAGAUUCUAGAUUUGGAAGUGACUCCUAGAAUUAAAGUGGGGAGCUUUUCUCUCAGAGUUUCGAUCGGAUCCUCGAAUUGAUAGCUCAUUUGCCAGAUCAUAAUAUUUUUUUUAACUAAUUUUCGAGGAUAGGAUUGUUUGUUAAUUCGGAAAGAAAAAUGUUGGAGAUUAUGUGGAGGGACCCGGGAACUCCUGCUGAUUCUUAUUAUGAGGUGCGGCCUGAUUGCGCUGAUGUUCCUGAAAGCAAGUUCAGAAUCAAGGCUGGCAAAACUUUAAGUGUCCGAAAAUGGAAAGCUGCUUUCUCCCCGGAAGGUCAUCUUGAUAUAGGCAAAACACUCAGUCGAAUUCACCGUGGGGGGAUUCACCCAACAAUUAGAGGUGAAGUUUGGGAAUUUUUAUUGGGUUGUUAUGAUCCUAUGAGCACUUAUGAGGAACGAGUGCAAAUACGACAAAGUCGAAGAGCACAAUAUGAUAGCAUGAAGAAAGUUUGUAAACAUAUGUUUCCCUUGAUUGGAAGCGGAAGAUUUGUUACUGCACCAAUAAUCACAGAAAAUGGUGAACCUACGAAAGAUCCUAUUGUACUUCAGCAAAUUAAUCUUGGAACAAAAAAUGAUGCUUCAACUGAACAACCACCAUGUAAUGGUCCUAUGGACAAGAAAGAGAUUAACUGGAAACUUACAUUACAUCAAAUAGGCCUUGAUGUGGUCCGCACUGACCGAACACUAGUGUUUUACGAGAAGCAAGAAAAUUUGUCGAAACUCUGGGAUAUCCUAUCUGUCUACUCGUGGUUUGAUUCAGAUGUCGGGUAUUGUCAAGGUAUGAGUGAUCUUUGCUCUCCAAUGAUUAUUCUUCUUGAAGACGAAGCAGAUGCAUUUUGGUGCUUUGAACGUCUAAUGCGGAGAUUGAGAGGGAAUUUCAGGUGCACUGACAGCUCUGUAGGAGUGGAGUUGCAGCUCGUUAAUCUUGCUUCAGUAACACAAGUUGUUGAUCCUAAACUUCAUCAGCACUUAGAAGCCCUAGGUGGGGGAGAUUAUCUAUUUGCUUUCCGAAUGCUUAUGGUUUUGUUCCGUCGAGAAUUCUCUUUUGGUGACUCUUUAUACCUUUGGGAGAUGAUGUGGGCCUUGGAGUAUGAUCCUUAUUUAUUUACCAUGUACGAGGAUAGUGAUUCUGGUUGUGAAAAAUCAGAGAAAUCUAAAGACAGGGCAAAGUCGAGAAGGCAAUGCGGAAAAUUCGAAAGAGAAAACAUGAGAAAUGGAGAUAUUGCUCCUCUCCCAAUCUCAGUUUUUCUUGUAGCCAGCGUCCUAAAGGAAAGGAGUACAAAGUUGCUGACAGAAGCCCGCGGCUUAGAUGAUGUGGUGAAGAUUCUAAACGACAUUACUGGUAACCUCGACGCUAAAAAGGCUUGCACUGGCAAAAGCUGCAGGACAGAGUGCGAAAGUGUAGCUAUCGAUUAUUUUCAGCUUUCAGGGGAACAACUCAGACAACAUGCACUGUACAUGCAAAUCCACUGUCCAGGCUAAUGUAUCCAGAGUAUAUAUACGGAGGAGAAGACUAAAGAAGUACACAAUUGUUGUAUAUGAAAAUUAUUCUUCUAAUUUAUAGCACUAAACACAUCAAUUCACUGUAUGUUCAAUUCGUGAAAAUUGUAAAUGCCACUAGUACGUGGUGGCCCUCAUUUUUGCACACGUCAAUAGCCCUGUCAACAAAGAGAUGUUCAUUGAUGUGUACCUUGUGUAUCAAAGAUGCUCCUUCAAAGUUUAAGAUACAAACGAAAAGUAAUAAAAUUUAAAUUAACUUU
Messenger RNA from Striga asiatica, 2064 nucleotides. NCBI's taxonomy places the organism in Eukaryota, Viridiplantae, Streptophyta, Magnoliopsida, Lamiales, Orobanchaceae. The record is from the annotation of a GenBank genome assembly.